CUAAAAACUUUUUUUUUUGGUGGUCGCGUCAACAGUGUUUGAUCGAACAUCGAUUGUUAGCUCAAUUUUUUUUUAUUCAAUUAAUCUGAAACAAUAAUAAAAAUUAACUUCGAAAAUGAGUUCCAAAAGCCAAAUUCGUCAAAACUAUCACACUGAAUCUGAAGAUGGUGUCAACAAACAGAUUAACAUGGAGCUUUACGCAAGUUACGUCUAUGCUGCUAUGGCCUUUCACUUUGAUCGAGAUGAUGUUGCUCUAGAGAACAUCUCCAAAUACUUCAAGGAAUGCAGCGACGAAGAACGUGAACAUGCAUUCAAACUCAUGAAGUUUCAAAAUCAAAGAGGUGGCAGCAUAGCUCUGAAAGAUAUUAAGACUCCACCAAAAAGUAAGUGGGCUACUCCUUUAGAAGCAAUGCAGGAUGCUUUGGAUCUUGAAAAAACAGUUAACCAGGCACUACUCGAUUUGCAUAAACUUGCAGGAUCACAUGAUGAUGCUCAGAUGUGCGACUUUUUGGAAAGUGAGUACUUGACUGAGCAAGUGGAAGCCAUCAAGAAACUUGGAGAUUAUAUCAGCAACCUGAAGCGCGUUGGCACCGGACUUGGCGAGUACAUGUUCGACAAAGAAUUUAAAAGCUAAAAAGGAAAGAAAUACUUUUCACUAAGUUUCCUGAAGUAACUACAACAUUUCCUGAAAAAACUUCAAAAUUGAAUAAAAAGUUAUAAACAUGA
Parasteatoda tepidariorum (common house spider) is the source of this 726-nucleotide messenger RNA. RefSeq names its product soma ferritin. Gene Ontology annotation, molecular function: ferric iron binding; ferrous iron binding. Gene Ontology annotation, cellular component: cytoplasm. Gene Ontology annotation, biological process: iron ion transport; intracellular iron ion homeostasis. NCBI's taxonomy places the organism in Eukaryota, Metazoa, Arthropoda, Arachnida, Araneae, Theridiidae. The record is from RefSeq and is a predicted model, not a curated record.